AAAUUACCAUACACCGGAACUGGUCUUAAGUCUAAAACAAUAUCCAAACAAAACUUCAUCACUCACUCCGAGUCUCAAAUGGGCUUUAACAUCCUCAUACCUUCACCUCUCCCCUCCACCAAAACAAUUCUCUACACCAAACCCACUUUUCCCAAACUUGCCUCUGCACUCCAAUCUAUUCCCAACUCCUUCACCAAAACCCACUUCAAGUUUUCAUCCCCAAAACCUACUGCCCACUCCAUUUCGGCAGCUGGUUUUGUUGUGUCAAUCUACCAAACCAAGCGUCAGUUUCGUGGUGGUGGGGUCAUAGCCAUGGCUGCCCCCGGAUCCGUCCAGAAGUCCGAGGACGAAUGGCGUGCUGUUUUGUCCCCAGAGCAGUUUCGGAUUCUGAGACAGAAAGACACAGAGUAUCCUGGCACAGGAGAAUAUGACAAGCUUUUUGAAGAGGGUGUCUACAAAUGUGCAGGAUGUGGAACACCUCUCUACAGGUCGACAACCAAAUUUAAUUCCGGUUGUGGUUGGCCAGCUUUCUACGAGGGUCUUCCUGGAGCCAUAAAUCGCACUCCGGAUCCAGAUGGUAGGAGGAUCGAAAUCACAUGCGCUGCCUGUGGUGGACACCUGGGCCAUGUAUUUAAAGGCGAAGGUUUUCCAACUCCCACAAAUGAACGCCAUUGUGUCAAUAGUAUAUCACUCAAGUUUGCUCCUGCAGAUUCUUCCCUGUAAAACCUAAUGGCGUGCUUGCUUCAUUGCCAAACAUGUUCAAUACCAUCGGCUCUGUGUAAAACAUGGCAAUAAUGUUGUGUUUAGCCAAAUAAAAACCGACGCAGUUACUAUUUAUUAUACCUUCCCUCUGCCUGUGUCUAUGGAAGUCCUGGAAUAAAGAGAAUGCUGUUAUUUAGCCAA
Messenger RNA from Populus nigra (black poplar), 903 nucleotides. RefSeq names its product peptide methionine sulfoxide reductase B5-like. Gene Ontology annotation, biological process: response to oxidative stress; protein repair. The coding region runs from base 79 to 723 and encodes 214 amino acids. Gene Ontology annotation, molecular function: peptide-methionine (R)-S-oxide reductase activity. The record is from RefSeq and is a predicted model, not a curated record. NCBI's taxonomy places the organism in Eukaryota, Viridiplantae, Streptophyta, Magnoliopsida, Malpighiales, Salicaceae. The transcript has 3 exons.